GCAGGCUGCUGGCGGCGCGGUCAGCUGCGCCCGUUUCCACCCCGCGCCCGUCGCCCGCCGCCCGCCUCCACCCGCGCCCGCCCGCGCCCGCCGCGGAGCCACGAUGUUCCGGAUGCUGAGCAGCAGCUUCGAGGACGACCCCUUCUUCGCUGAUUCCUUUCUUGCACACCGAGAAAGUAUGCGCCAUAUGAUGAGAAGUUUCUCUGAGCCUUUUGGAAGAAACUUAUUCAGUAUCUCUGAUGGUAGAGGAAGAACACAUAAUCAUAGAGAACGUGAUGAAGAUUCCUUAACUGCAACAAGUUUUCCUCUUGUACCUUUUGGAAGGUUUGGUGGUAUGCAUGCAGAUGUCAACCCUUUUCAAUCAAUGGAUCGGAUGAUGUUAAAUAUGCGAAAUGGUAUUCAGGAGUUACAAAGAAACUUUGGUCAACUUUCAAUGGAUCCAAAUGGGCAUUCGUUUUGUUCUUCCUCUGUUAUGACCUAUUCCAAAGUAGGAGAUGAACCACCGAAGGUUUUCCAGGCCUCAACUCAAACCCGUAGGGCUCCCGGAGGAAUAAAAGAAACCAGAAGAGCAGUGAGAGAUUCUGACAGUGGUCUAGAGAAAAUGGCUGUUGGUCAUCAUAUCCAUGACCGAGCUCAUGUCAUUAAAAAGUCCAAGAACAACAAGACUGGAGAUGAAGAGGUCAAUCAGGAGUUCAUCAAUAUGAAUGAAAGUGAUGCUCAUGCUUUUGAUGAUGAGUGGCAAAAUGAAAUUUUGAAGUUCAAGCCUAGUGGACGACCACACAAUCUAGAAAACAACCCUAGAACGCGAAGUGUGGGUUAUGAGAAUGCAGUGCCACGAGAACUCAGAAGGAGAGAGAAAAUUCAUCGAAGUCCAGCCAUUGAGAAUGGAAGAAGAUCAAACAUUGUUGCGGACAAACUCAAUAUCAAAGGGUCACCUGUGAAAAUCACCAAAAAAUAAAUAGCCGUGCAGUUCAUUUGUUUAGUUGGUUGUUUUAACAAAGAAAGUCAUGGUGCUAGGUAAUAUAAAAAAAGACCAAUCUGUUGUUAAAUUGAUACUGUACUUUGCAACUUUCUUCUGAAUCUGAAUGUUCUUGUAAGUUUUAGCUUUACAUUGAUCAUAAUUUAGGAAUAAAAUUUUGAUGUUCAACAAUGUGAUUAAAUUGAUAAACAUUCUAUAUUAAACUCGUUAAGAUAUA
Messenger RNA from Peromyscus leucopus (white-footed mouse), 1196 nucleotides. It is a transcript of the gene Mlf1, whose product is annotated as myeloid leukemia factor 1. The transcript is spliced from 8 exons. Gene Ontology annotation, cellular component: nucleus; cytoplasm. Bases 104 to 958 code for a protein of 284 amino acids. Gene Ontology annotation, biological process: regulation of DNA-templated transcription. The record is from RefSeq and is a predicted model, not a curated record. NCBI's taxonomy places the organism in Eukaryota, Metazoa, Chordata, Mammalia, Rodentia, Cricetidae.